CGACUGGGUACCGUCAACAUGUCCAAGCCUCCGGCCAAGCAGGCCAAGCCCGAGGCGACAACUGACGACUAUGGCCGUCGCAAGUGGGAUAAGGAGGCGUUCUCGCGGGCGGCACGCGAGCGUCUGGAGAUGGAAGAAAUGGAGCUAGAGCGUCAGCAAGGUCGACAAAAUACCAAACCUGUGAUGCGACCUGCAUUGCAGGCACGCCAGCAUGAGGUGGAUCUUGGCUCCAAGCUCCACACCUCCCGCGUUGUCGACAGCAUCCGAUCGAAAGGUGCGGGAUACUUUUGCGAAGUCUGCGACGUGUUGUGCAAGGACUCGAACAAUUACCUUGACCACAUCAACAGCAAAAAACAUCUCGACUGCGGCACGGGCCGCCGUUGUCCACAGGUGGAUCAGGAAAAGCAAGCCAAGGUAGAUUACAACAUUGACAAAGCCAUGGCACUAAUGCAGGACGAGGAUGAGCGACGCAAGCGGGAGAAACGGCAACGCAAGAAAGAGGCCAAGCGCCAACGUGCCGAGGUUGCCCCUGAAGAUGACGACGUCGAUGCAGAAGAAAUUGACCCAGCCCUAGCUGCUAUGAUGGGAUUCCAAGGUUUUGGCAAGUAACACUACUAGUUCAUCCCGAGUCACGGCAGGCAGCAUGUAAAUGCUUUGUACACAAAUCAACACACCGAUUCCGUUCACGAGCUUUCUGCAAUUUCCUUUUUUCUUGUUUCUUUCUGUAAGCGACCAUGCCAGCGCAUCGACGCAGAAAUGCGCGAGCGCGCGCGCACGCGAGAAUGCACGGGACCUUUGUGAUCAAAACCGGCGGCUCGGCCAUUGACCGAGUUCUGCACGAGUGGCCCGCUGUGUUUUGCUCAACUUGACUAAUCAACAAUCGAGUACACGACAAU
Monosiga brevicollis MX1 is the source of this 896-nucleotide messenger RNA. RefSeq lists its product as uncharacterized. Gene Ontology annotation, biological process: mRNA splicing, via spliceosome. NCBI's taxonomy places the organism in Eukaryota, Choanoflagellata, Craspedida, Salpingoecidae. Gene Ontology annotation, molecular function: nucleic acid binding; zinc ion binding. Bases 19 to 609 code for a protein of 196 amino acids. Gene Ontology annotation, cellular component: U4/U6 x U5 tri-snRNP complex; spliceosomal complex. The record is from RefSeq and is a predicted model, not a curated record. The transcript is spliced from 7 exons.